UCCUCUCAACACAGCGACCUUAUUAAUGAAUAGGAGACCCACACUCACCCCCACCUACAUACUAUAUAGUAGUUGCAAUUUGAGGCAAGCCUCAAGUCCUAUGUAAUUGCACCACCAACUGUAAAAAGAGAAGAGAAGGGAGAGAGAGUAGCAAUAACCAUGGAAGGAUUACCUUAUUGCUUCUCUUUGGUUUUGGGGUGCUUUGGGGUGCUGGUUUUUACACUGGUUUUUCUCCAUUUUUUGUCAUUCUUCAAGAGACAUGGGGUUGUUCCUUGUGGGAGUGUUGGGUGGCCUCUGCUUGGUGAAACCUUGGAGUUUUUGAGCCCUCAUCCUUCAAACUCCAUUGGAGGGUUCUUACAUGAGCAUUGUUCUAGGUAUGGGAAGGUAUUCAAAUCCCACCUUUUUGGCUCACCCACUGUGGUCUCAUGUGACCAAGAGCUCAACUCUUUCAUCCUUCAAAAUGAAGAGAAGCUUUUUGAGUGCAGUUACCCCAAGGCUAUCCAUGGAAUUCUUGGAAAGUCAUCCAUGCUUGUAGUGGUUGGUGACACUCACAAAAGACUAAGGGGCUUGGCCCUAACACUGGUCAACACUUCAAAGUCCAAGCUUGAAUAUCUCAAUGACAUAGAAAACACUGCAAAAUUCAUCAUGGAGUCAUGGAGAGAGAAGCCACAAGUCAUCUUUUGUGAGGAGGCAAGGAAGUUCACAUUCAAUGUGAUUGUGAAGCAAGUUCUUAGUUUGAGACAAGAUGAGCCACAGACUACAAAAAUAUUGGAAGAUUUUCUCACCUUUAUGAAAGGCUUAAUUUCUUUCCCACUUUAUAUCCCAGGGACACCAUAUGCAAGAGCAGUUCAGGCUAGAGCGAGGAUAUUUUCGACUGUAAAAGCCAUCAUUGAAGAAAGAAGGAACACUGGCAGUUAUGCUAAUAAUGGGAGGAAUGAAGAUUUUCUGGAUAUUUUAAUGGGGAGUAAUACUUUGUGUGAAGAUGAGAAGGUUAGCCUGGUGCUUGAUCUCCUUCUUGGUGGUUAUGAAACAACCUCCUUGCUCAUGGCCAUGGUGGUCCAUUUCCUUAGCUUCUCACCCUUGGCUCUUGAACAACUCAAGGAAGAGCAUCAAAAUAUAAGAGGCCGAAAACGAAACGAUGAGUACUUGAACUGGGAAGAUUACAAGCAGAUGGAGUUCACUCAGAGUGUUGUUAAUGAAGCCCUGAGAUGUGGAAAUAUUGUCAAAUUUGUGCAUAGAAAGGCCCGCAAGGAUGUCAAAUUUAAAGAUUAUUUAAUACCAUCAGGCUGGAAGGUGCUGCCAGUUUUCAGUGCAGUGCACCUUGACCCAACCCUUCAUGAAGAUGCACUUCAAUUCCAUCCAUGGAGAUGGGAGGUUCAGGGCCCUCCAAGCAAGAAAUUUACACCAUUUGGCGGAGGACCGAGGUUUUGUCCAGGCUCCGAUCUUGCUAAAGUUGAAACUGCAUUCUUUGUCCACCACCUUGUACUUAAAUUCAAGUGGACAACUGAAGGAGCAGACCAUCCAAUGGCAUAUCCCUACGUUGAAUUCCAAAGAGGGUUGCCUCUAAAUGUUCAGCCAAUUUUAUCGCAACCUCCUUUCUGACAGUCGGAAUUGUAGUUCUAGUUUUUGUAUUAAUGAAAGCAUUAGAAUAACAGUAGCAAAUAUGAUAGUUUAAAUCCUCAGUAGAUCAAAAUUAAAUAAUUUGUAGAAGAAAUAUCUCCCAUU
Amborella trichopoda is the source of this 1725-nucleotide messenger RNA. RefSeq names its product cytochrome P450, family 724, subfamily A, polypeptide 1 (gene CYP724A1). The record is from RefSeq and is a predicted model, not a curated record. NCBI's taxonomy places the organism in Eukaryota, Viridiplantae, Streptophyta, Magnoliopsida, Amborellales, Amborellaceae. Gene Ontology annotation, molecular function: monooxygenase activity; iron ion binding; oxidoreductase activity, acting on paired donors, with incorporation or reduction of molecular oxygen. Gene Ontology annotation, biological process: multicellular organism development; sterol metabolic process; brassinosteroid biosynthetic process.